GUUCAGGAGCGGCCUUUCACGAUGUUGAAAAGAGACUAUCAACUUCGAACUGGUAAUGAUAGAUUUGAAGGUUUUGCUGUUGAUCUUAUAGCGGAAGUUGCACGGAGACUGGACUUCAGAUACCAACUUUACCUUGUCCAUGAUGGGAAGUUUGGCAGUAAAAUGGAAGGUAUUGGUAAUGAAUGGAAUGGUAUCAUUGGAGAACUGUUGGCAGGGAAUGCGACAAUGUCAGUGGCACCGUUAAGUAUCAAUUCUGAUCGAGAGGAAGUAGUAGAUUUCACCAAACCAUUCAUGACUAGAUACAUCAGUGUACUACUACGUAUACCCAGACGAGAAACUUCUUAUUUUGAAUUUUUGAAUCCUCUGUCACCUAUUGUUUGGAUCUGUACACUUGGUGCUUUCUUAAUGGUCAGUGUAGUCUUAUAUGGACUUGAACGAAUUGGUGCUAAAGCAAAGCAUCCUGCAAAAAUUUCAAUGAGAGAGAGUUUCUGGUUUAUUUUUGGCUCACUGCUUCAAGGGAAUACUGAUGCCUCUCCUUCUACUGUACCAGGUCGAAUUCUAACAAGUGCUUGGUGGUUCUUUGCUCUUAUCCUUAUUUCAUCAUACACAGCCAAUCUUGCAGCUUUCCUUACCGUGAAAAAGAUAAACACACCAAUAAAAUCCGUAACAGAUUUGGCACAGCAGACAAAAAUUAAAUAUGGAACCGUUGCUGAUAGUGGCGUCAUGUCGUUCUUUCGAAAUACCAAAAUUGAGCAUUUUGCCAAAAUGUGGGCUCAGAUGUCUGAAAUUGAACCCGAUUCAAUGGUGAAGGGUACUAAUGAGGGUUAUGCCAAAGUGAAGGAACAAGAUUAUGCAUUUUUCUGGGAUACCACUGUCAACCGAUACAAGACUAUUACAGAUUGUGAUGUCAUGGAAAUAGGUCCACCAUUUGAUCCAAAGGGCUUUGGAAUAGGUGUUCCGCCUGGUGCUACAUAUCGAGAAGAAUUGUCUAUGGCCAUUUUAAAAUUAAGUGAUACUGGUAAACUUCAUGAGCUUGAAAACAAGUAA
Lottia gigantea (owl limpet) is the source of this 1047-nucleotide messenger RNA. RefSeq lists its product as hypothetical. NCBI's taxonomy places the organism in Eukaryota, Metazoa, Mollusca, Gastropoda, Lottiidae. The transcript is spliced from 2 exons. The record is from RefSeq and is a predicted model, not a curated record. The annotation marks the transcript as partial. Gene Ontology annotation, cellular component: postsynaptic membrane; plasma membrane. Gene Ontology annotation, biological process: synaptic transmission, glutamatergic; modulation of chemical synaptic transmission; monoatomic ion transport. Gene Ontology annotation, molecular function: glutamate-gated receptor activity; transmitter-gated monoatomic ion channel activity involved in regulation of postsynaptic membrane potential.